Molecule: messenger RNA, 1602 nt
Organism: Durotheca rogersii
Lineage: Eukaryota; Fungi; Ascomycota; Sordariomycetes; Xylariales; Xylariaceae
Product: diphthamide biosynthesis protein
Exons: 2
Coding region: 140-1516 (458 amino acids)
Biological process (GO): protein histidyl modification to diphthamide
Molecular function (GO): 2-(3-amino-3-carboxypropyl)histidine synthase activity
Source: RefSeq, a predicted model, not a curated record
GCUCCAUUCACUGCUCGCCACCAACGACCCAACUCUCGUGCAUCACUGACCAGAGACACCUCGACAACCCCUCUUUUCCUAAGACGAGAUUCACCCUUCCCCGAAGCAUCGGGACGAGCUAUAAUACCACCCGCGAGCUAUGGAGGAGGACAGGGCGCAGGCCGAUAUAGGCAUCGCCGCAGACAUCGAAGAGGCCCAUUCGCCGCCGCCGCCGCCGUCGUCGCAACCCGCGCUGAAGCAGCCCAAGAAGCGGUUCGUGGGGCGGAGGACAGCCGCCAACUCGGCGCGCAAUGGCGGCGGGGGCUCGGCGGCGGGCGAAAGCGGCGCAGUUGAGAGCGCGGCGCCGCGGCGGGCGCCGCGGCUCCUGAACCAGGUGCCGCGGGAGAUCCUGGAGGACGCGGCGCUACAGGAGGCGAUAUCGCUACUACCAGCGAACUACUCGUUCGAGAUCCCGAAGACGAUCCACCGGAUCCGGUCGUCGGGCGCGCGCCGCGUCGCGCUGCAGAUGCCCGAGGGCCUGCUCCUCUUCGCCACCACCAUCGCCGACAUCCUCGCCCGCUUCUGCCCCGGCGUCGAGCCCCUCAUCAUGGGCGACGUCACCUACGGCGCCUGCUGCGUCGACGACUACACCGCCCGCGCGCUCGGCUGCGACCUGCUCGUCCACUACGCCCACAGCUGCCUCGUCCCCGUCGGCGUCACCGCCGCCGCCGUCCGCGUGCUCUACGUCUUCGUCGACGUCGCCGUCGACGCCGCCCACCUGCUCGCCACCGUCGAGCGCGCCUUCGCCCCGCCCAAGGCCGUCGCCCUCGUCGGCACCAUCCAGUUCAACGCCACCAUCCACGGCGUCCUGCGCCCCGCCCUCGAGCGCGCCGGCUUCGCCGUCCGCGUCCCCCAGGCCGCGCCCCUCUCCCGCGGCGAGGUCCUCGGCUGCACCUCCCCCCGCCUCCCCGCCGCCGGCCCCGGCGCCGUCGACCUCGUCCUCUACCUCGGCGACGGCCGCUUCCACCUCGAGAGCGUCAUGAUCCACAACCCCGACCUGCCCGCCUACCGCUACGACCCCUACGCCCGCAAGCUCACCCGCGAGACCUACGGCCACGCCGAGAUGCAGUCCCUGCGCCGCGGCGCCAUCGCCGCCGCCCGCCGCGCCAAGCGCUGGGGCCUCAUCCUCGGCGCCCUCGGCCGCCAGGGCAACCCCCACACGCUGGCGCUGAUCGCGCGGCGCCUCGACGCCCUCGGCAUCCCCCACGUCGAGCUCCUGCUCAGCGAGAUCUUCCCCGCCAAGCUCGCCGCCAUGCCCGACGUCGACGCCUGGGUCCAGGUGGCGUGCCCGCGCCUCAGCAUCGACUGGGGCUACGCCUUCCCCCGCCCCCUGCUCACCCCCUACGAGGCCCUCGUCGCCCUCGGCGAGCGCGAGGGCUGGGACCGCGACGACGGCGGCGACGGUGUCUACCCUAUGGAUUACUACGCCCGCGACGGGCUCGGCAGGACCAAGGGCGUCGUCGAGGUGGGAGGAUGAGAGGGGAGGGGUUGGUGCGGUCACGUUCCUGUCUGAUGAUGGUGACGAUGCCGCGCCUAGGCGUUGCGGUGCACCAGGGGGUAGGU